UCGGGUCUAGAACGUUAUAGGCGCCGUCAGUGUAGUGUUGCGUGAUGUUUUGGUUGACCUUCUUAUUUUUCUCGAAAUACCAUCGCGAAUAAUGCAGAUAUUGCUGAGUUUUCAGCCUCUUUUCAACUGAAUAUAUGAAUAAUACACGUUUUGACGAGAUUCGAACCUAUACUCUGAACUGAAACGAUAGAAAUUUGCGCAACCUAACCUUAAAGUGCCAAAAUUGUUUUCAAUCAAGCGAUCCGUCAGUUCAGUGACUAUUUCAAUAACAAUUUUCAACAAUUCAAGUGCUCUUUUGCGUGAGUGUGUGUUAGUGUUAGUAUUAGUAUCAAUAUAUUAAUUGUUCAUACAUCUUUGGAUUAUUUCAUUAUAUAUUUAGGUGUCGAAGUGGCAGCCACAACGCAACCAUGUGAUGACCAUCGUGUCAGAUUUGUCAUCUCUUUGACGAUCACGGCUAAUGGAAUAUCGCCCUACAAAUCUUAAUAUUUGCAUUACGGCAUAUUUAAAUUUAAAACUCCACAUGUAUUGACAAAAAAUAAGUAAAAAAAUAGUUCAUUGAAUAUAAUACGGUUUCAUUCGUAAUGUUUCGAGCGGUUACAAAUCUUGCAAAUUCUUCUGAUGGAACUGUUUUGAACGAAGUUAUACAUGAAGAUCUUCUGCUUAAAUGUGAACCCUCUACUAGCGUGGACGCAUUAUCUAAUGGAGCUUUCGGUAGCAAGCAGCAGCACAAAGUCGAAGAAUGGAAGCGAUCACCUAGUCCCAGUUUGACGAACAGCCAUGUGCCACCUCUCACACCAUCACCAGGCCCAUCCAGCUUACCAUAUUCGACAUUGUCUAAUGGCUAUUCUUCGCCAAUGUCGUCAGGCAGCUGCGAUCCCUAUAGCCCUAAUGGUAAAAUGGGACGAGAAGACCUGUCACCGCCUAGUUCUUUGAACGGCUAUUCAGCAGAUGGCUGCGAAGCGAAGAAGGCCAAGAAAGGGCCGGCGCCGCGGCAGCAGGAGGAACUAUGUCUUGUGUGCGGCGACCGUGCCUCCGGAUAUCAUUACAACGCUCUUACUUGUGAAGGAUGCAAAGGUUUUUUCCGACGAAGUGUGACUAAGAAUGCCGUGUACGUGUGCAAGUUUGGGCACACGUGCGAAAUGGACAUGUAUAUGCGACGCAAAUGUCAGGAAUGUAGGCUCAAGAAAUGUUUGGCUGUCGGAAUGCGCCCCGAGUGCGUGGUUCCCGAAAACCAAUGCGCCAUGAAGCGAAAGGAAAAGAAGGCACAGAAGGAAAAGGACAUCGGACCAAUAUCAGGUACCGUUGGAAAAUCUGCUGCUCCCCUAGCGAAUUCUGCAUUACUUCAGAAGCCUGAUAUUUUGCCUGCGGUCAUGAAAUGCGACCCAUUACCUCCAGAAGCAACUAAAGUGAAAUUUUUGUCAGACAAGAUUCUUGCUGAAAACAGAAUUCGAAAUGUUCCACCUUUGACUGCAAAUCAAGAAUAUGUGAUCGCAAGAUUAGUGUGGUACCAAGAUGGAUAUGAACAACCUUCUGAGGAAGACCUACGAAGGAUAAUGAUAAGUACACCAGCUGAAGAUGAAGCUCUUGAAUUUCGGCAUAUAACUGAAAUUACCAUACUUACUGUGCAGCUUAUAGUGGAAUUUGCAAAGGGUUUACCAGCUUUUACCAAAAUACCACAAGAAGAUCAAAUAACAUUAUUAAAGGCAUGUUCAAGUGAAGUAAUGAUGCUGCGAAUGGCUCGGCGGUACGAUGCAGUGUCGGAUUCAAUCUUAUUCGCGAAUAAUCGUUCAUAUACUCGUGACUCCUAUAAAAUGGCUGGUAUGGCAGAUACAAUAGAAGAUCUAUUGCAUUUUUGUCGACAGAUGUAUACUAUGACUGUAGACAAUGUGGAGUAUGCACUAAUAACAGCAAUUGUGAUUUUUUCAGAUCGACCUGGAUUGGAACAAGCAGAUCUUGUGGAACAAAUUCAAAGUUAUUACAUCAAAACAUUAAAGUGCUACAUUUUGAAUCGACAUAGUGGUGACCCUAAGUGUGGAAUAUUGUUUGCCAAACUUCUUUCUAUUCUUACUGAAUUACGCACGUUAGGAUGUAAAGUGCUCAGAAAAUCAACAGCUCUUUUGCAUAUUUGUUUACUGUGUACUGGUAUGGAAAAUUAA
Messenger RNA from Ctenocephalides felis (cat flea), 2156 nucleotides. RefSeq names its product ecdysone receptor. NCBI's taxonomy places the organism in Eukaryota, Metazoa, Arthropoda, Insecta, Siphonaptera, Pulicidae. Gene Ontology annotation, biological process: ecdysone receptor signaling pathway; positive regulation of transcription by RNA polymerase II; negative regulation of transcription by RNA polymerase II. Bases 582 to 2156 code for a protein of 524 amino acids. Gene Ontology annotation, molecular function: RNA polymerase II cis-regulatory region sequence-specific DNA binding; ecdysone binding; nuclear receptor activity. The transcript is spliced from 9 exons. The record is from RefSeq and is a predicted model, not a curated record. Gene Ontology annotation, cellular component: nucleus.